UCCGUACACGAAUAGACUAGAGUGGAGAGUGAGUGGAAAAAAGAGUUUGGUUCGCAAGCGGGGUGCCCCACGGUGUCUACCUGAACCCUCCUCAUUCUUCCUAAAAGUUCCCCCUUCACUCCGCACUUUCCCAUCAAAACGAAGCGCAUCGCAAUCCAAAUCCCCUAAUCCAUGGAUUCGUUCCAGCAACAACCCCACGGCUACAUGAGGCCACUGCAACCGCCACCACCUCCUCCACCGCACACGGCGGAUCUCUACCACCACCCACACCACUUUCCCCAGAUACCGCCGCCCCCGCCCCAAGUCCCUUGGUUCUCCUCCCAAUUCCAAUACCACCCUUCCCAGACCCCUUCCCCUCCGCCGCCGUGGCAGCAACCACCGCCGCCGCCACCGCCAGCUCCUCCGUCGAACGCUUAUUCCUACCACCCCAGCCAGUACCCUCCUCCGCCUCGAUCUCACGUGCCUCCUCCUCAGUUCACACCACACUCCCACGUUCCUCCUCAGCCUUAUCCUCAGGAAUGGGGCAACCCAAACUGGCCACCAAACCAGGGCUAUCCAGCCAAUAAGAAUGAAGAUUGGGCUGCUAAGGCCAGAGCUUGGGCUGAUGCUAAUGCUGCAAGGGAAAGUCAGCAUCCACAAUCGCUUUUUUCACCUGCUGGAAGAAUGCAAGAGCAAAGCCAUUAUCAUGAUCAGUAUCAGCAAUCUGUUGACUCACAUUAUACUGAUGUUCAAAACCAAUCCCAUCCAUCAGCAAGCUAUCAACAAUUUUCUUACUUGGAUGCAUCUGUGCAGCGGAUUUCAGGACAUUCCCAGGAGCCUGCAUCUGUCAGUUUGGAGACAUCAUAUACUCAAGAUGGGCAUUCUUACAGUGCUAGAGAUGGGACCGACAUAGGAGAUUUGACUGUUUCAUUUGAACAAGGGAACUUGCCGACAAAUCCAUCAGUUCAUCAGCAGGAGGUACCUUCUAGUUAUAGUUCUGUUGCAGGUAAAGAGGCUCUUGAUCAGAUUCAACUAUCAUACUCAGUCUUUCCUUUGUCAAGUUCCUCAUCGCAAGAACGCCAUGUGCAACAAUCAAUGCAUGCACCACCUUUUGUGUCUGGCAGCCAUUCAGUUGACUCCACUAUCAGUCUUGCUGAUCAACCAUUAGAUUUUGCACCUAGGUUUAAUCGUGAUAGUGACUUGCAAAUGCAAUCAACUUAUAAUCAUCACGAUUCCAGUUCUUCAAUGAAUAACUGGGCUUCUCCAGUGACACCUGGUGUUAGUUAUCCAUCAGUACCACCAAAUCUUUCUUCUGGGCAGCAGCAGCAUGACCCUUCUAUCACCACUCCUGGUCAUGUGGCCCCGCCAUUUGGAAGGUUUGCUGGACCUGGCCUCCCUUCGACCAUUCCACCAAGUGGUGCACCGUUUACUCUUAGCACAGGAACUACACUUCAUCCUACUGUGGCUUUCUCAGCUGAUGCGUAUGGGGCAUCUGGUGUUCCUGAUCGUCCUAAGAAGGCUUCUGUCCCUAACUGGCUGAAAGAGGAAAUAAAGAAAACAGUCAUCCCUGCUCCUGCAGAGAAUCUGAAGGAAGAAACAUUUGUAAAUGAUGGCAUUGACAAGUCAUAUGCUAGAGGUGAUGAGGCAGAUAGUAAAAGCAUUGAUUCGUCUAGAUCAGCUGAGGAUGAGGAUGAAGAGGAUCAAGUUGAAGCAGCUAGAACUGUAGCAAUCAACCAAGAAAUAAAAAGAGUUCUGACUGAAGUUCUUUUGAAGGUUACUGAUGAAUUGUUUGACGAAAUCGCAACCAGAGUUCUUGCUGAAGAUGAUCUUACUGCUGAAGUGGGCCACAAGGUUGCCACCUCAAAUCAUAAGGCAUCAGCAUCUCCUCCCUCAGCUACAGUUCCUAAGGCAUCUGCAAAAGUUUUAGUUCCAAUCAAAGAGAAGGUAGAAAAUGAAGACACCAGUGAAAACUCUAAUUCCAGCUCUCCUGGAGAUGUUUUAGGUCUUGGAAAUUAUGGUUCUGAUGCUGAUGAUGGAGACAAUGAAAUUGAGAGUUCCAGUGUGCCAACACCUGCAAGAGAUGCUGCCUAUCAGUCAGGGAUUAAGAAACCUUUGUCAGAUAGACAUGAUCUACCUGUUAAUGGCAUUGCACAACUUGAUGAGCAUGAUAGAAGUGAAACUAAUUUGAUGAAUAAUCAGGUCAAAACCAUCUCUUUACCAUCCAGAAGUAGCAAUGAUGCUGCUACUGAUCUGUUGCAUGAUGACAAGGUGACCAAGGAAUCCAAUCAUUCACAUUCUUCCAAGGUGGUGACUGAAGAUCUUAAGGAUAAUGGGCUUAAUUCCAUUGAAAGAAGCCUUGAUAGAUUUAAUGGUUUUAGUUCUAAAGAUUCUUCAGGGGUAUCAAGAUCUGAACUGCCUGGAAAGAACAUCAGUGUGGAAAAAGCAACAGAUGAUCUUUCAGGUAGGGAAAGCAGAAAAAAAUCAGAAAAAAAUGAUCGGCCUGACAGGAGUACUUCUGAGAAAGACUUUGUAAAGGAGGUACACAGUAGUAAGACUAGGAUAGAUGAAAAAGGUAACGAGAAUCAAAUAAGAAAGGAUGAAAGAAACCAGAAAAGGGAAAAAACAGAUUAUGGCAGUGAGGCAAAAGAAAGAGUGAAAGAGCACAGUUUAAGGCAUGGGGAGAAGGCAAAGGAAUCAGACUCAAGGAAAAGAUCCUCUCAUGUUGAUGUCAAGGAUGAUAAAAAGGAAGCAGAAAAAUCCCAUAGAGGUAGUGCCACUGACGAUACUAGCCGGAAAAGGGAGCAUGCAAAGGAUAAGGGGGAACAUAAAUCAAGGCAAAAAGAUGCAAGUAAUCAUGACAGGCACAGAAGAAGACGUUCAUCUUCAGUAAGCAGUAGAGGUAGAACCAAGAAGGAUCGUAUUAAUCAUGCUGAUGAUUCAAGUGGUGAAGGAUCAGAUGGCUCAAAAAGGAAGCUGCAUUCAAGAAAGCAUGACUUAUCACCGUCUCCGGUCAGAUCUAAAAGAAGACAACUUUUGCGGUCUCCUCAUAGCAAGCAUUCUCAGCGCAGGCAUUCUCCCUAUACUUCUCUUGAUUCUUCCAGGGGAAGGAGGUCAAGAUCCAGAUCACCUGUUCGGCGGCAGAAAUGAAUGGAUGGGGACAGAGAUGGUUGACUUUGCAUUUAAGGGGUUCGUUCAAGAGGACAUAAAUUCGGAGGCGUAGGGCGAAGCUUGUGAUGGUCUGCAAAGGGAAUUUUGAUUAAAAAUUAAUAGGUAGCGAUGACUUUUCCCAUUUUUGUAGGUUCAAUAAAAUGACUGUUAUUUUCCUGAUUUGCUAGUGUUCUUUAGGGAGAAGUAUAAAACUGGGCAGGGUUGGACAUGUGCUGUAAUAUGUUUUGAUGUAAAAAAGAAACGGAAAAAUCGAUAGCUUCUUUCAUUAGAAAUCCCAUCAAUAUUAUAAUUCGUAAUGACAAAUUCAAAACUGACUAAUCCAAUUUUUGCUGGAUGUGUUAGCUGAAUGAUUCAGAUAAAGUUUAAUAAAAUAAUCUGCUGUCCA
Molecule: messenger RNA, 3532 nt
Organism: Glycine soja
Lineage: Eukaryota; Viridiplantae; Streptophyta; Magnoliopsida; Fabales; Fabaceae
Product: putative mediator of RNA polymerase II transcription subunit 26
Exons: 12
Coding region: 172-3126 (984 amino acids)
Source: RefSeq, a predicted model, not a curated record